Messenger RNA from Bombina bombina (fire-bellied toad), 1436 nucleotides. RefSeq names its product tRNA selenocysteine 1-associated protein 1. Gene Ontology annotation, cellular component: nucleus. The transcript has 7 exons. Lineage: Eukaryota; Metazoa; Chordata; Amphibia; Anura; Bombinatoridae. Bases 133 to 633 code for a protein of 166 amino acids. Gene Ontology annotation, molecular function: tRNA binding. Gene Ontology annotation, biological process: selenocysteine incorporation. The record is from RefSeq and is a predicted model, not a curated record.
AUUGGCUACUUGAUAGCGAGUUGUGGAUAUUCGUUUUUGUACGCCGAGGCCUGGCCAACGCUGGACCCUAAAAACAGUGUUUUAUUUCGGUGAAGUAAAUAAGAAAGUUCCAGGCCUGGACCAGAGGCCAAGAUGGGGUCUCUUUGGAUGGGAGAUCUCACUCCAGACAUGUCUGUUAGUUUCAUUUCUGACGCUUUUGCUUUCUGUGGAGAGACCGUGAAGCAUGUCAGAAUCAUCUAUGACCGUGUUUCUGGACUCCCAACUGGGUAUGGUUUUGUUACCUUUAGUGAUCAAUUAACGGCUUUGGAUUGCAUGAAGAGACUGCAUGGACAAAUCAUUCCGAAUACGUCACCAACCAAGUUAUUUAAUCUGAGGCCUGCAUAUGCCGAAAAAGUGUUUGUCAGCAAGAUAAUACAAUUAAAGCCCAGUGAUCAGACGCAAACCAGUAAUGAGAGUAACCAAACACAUCUGCAAAAGGCCGAUAAUGACAAUAAUAUUACUGAAGAUCCUAUGUUGCGGUUGGAUGUACAAGAAGCCAAUAAACAAUUUAUGAAACAGAGCGAAGAGCUUUAUGAUGAUCUUAUGGACUGUCACUGGCUGCCUCUAGACUCUGCAACCUCCAAUAUCCCAUGAGGUGUGACCUUGGGAUCUGACAUUGAUGUCAUUACAAUCAGUAACAGACACUGUACCUGGAUUUUGUGGUCUUGUGACUUUAUAUCCUCAUGAAGACUGAAUGUGCCGUUAUGGAGACCACCCUGCUUGUGAUGAAGUUCAUGAAGGGCAUAACACUUGUGUAGACCAGUGUUUCUCAAUUCCAGUGCUUUGGACUCCUAACUGACCAGAUUUUCAUAUGUGAUGAGAUGUAAUAAUCAGUAGAUAAGUAAUGAUGGUUACUUAGCUUAUUUCACCCAUCAGCUGAUUAUUUCAAAUGCGCUCUAUUUCAGAUAUCAUGGAAAUCUGGCCUGUUAUGGGUCACUAGGACUGGAAUCAAGGAACACUGGUGUAGACAAUGAACUGGAUGAUUUUAUAAAAAAAUAUAUUUGAGGAACAACAUCAGAAGAAAUAUUGGAUUUUACCAGUAUAACGGGGCUCACAAUAGUACAUUUUUUUACCAUGGUCUAGUGUAUAUAAUUCUAAUCUUCAUGUAUGUAUGUUUGUGGUUAAACCUGUUUUUGAUAUGUCUAGGUUUUCCUUUUUAUAGAUUUGCUGACAUUCUUCUGUUACAUUUUGAAUAGUGUAACCACAGCACUCUGGAUAGGUUUUGGCUUUGAUGUCAACGUUAGUUAUUUUUCUUGACCAACUAUAAUGCCUUUUCUCUCUCCCAUUUUUUUUUUUUUUUUUUUUUUGGGGGGGGGGAGGAUUUUUGUUUCGUGUCUAAAAUUGGUUGAACAUAUGUAUAAAUAAUCAAAAAUUAAAAGGAUAUGUAUUCCUUUGCA